AUGUCAGACGCAACCCAGGAGGCUUUGGCCCAAAUUAAGAAAACCCUUGAGCUUCUAGCGCUCCAAAAGCCCACCACAGGCGAAGCAAGCCAGCCAGCUGCUGUAGCUCAUAACAGUAGCCAAAAAUACCGUGGAAAAGACUACUUCGAGGAAAGCUCAAAAAGCUACAUCAACUUCACAUAUGAGAGCCCAACCAUAUACCAUGUGGUAGAGUAUUUUUCGCGCAAGCUGGACGAGGCUGGAUUUAGCUACGUGAGUGAGAAGUCCACUUGGUCCGAGGUGAAAAGCGGUAAGUAUUACACCAUCCGGAAUGGCACUAAUCUUGUUGCUUUCAUUUUGGGCAGCGAUUGGAAAUACGAAACAGGUGUCGGUGCCAUUGGCUCGCACAUCGAUGCACUGUGCGCGAAGCUGAAGCCUGUCUCUACCAAGAAAGACGUCGAAGGGUUUCAGUUGCUAGGCGUCGCUCCAUACGGAGGGACCUUGAACACGUACUGGUUCGACAGGGAUCUGGGAAUUGGUGGCCGCGUGCUUGUGCGCGACCCCGACUCAGGCAAGAUUGAAUCGAGGCUGAUUAACUCCGCGCCACACCCUAUUGCGAAGAUCCCCUCGUUGGCUGUGCACUUCGGUGAGCCCGCAAAUGGACCAUUUGACAAGGAAGACCAGGCUGUGCCUGUGAUAGGAUACUCUGGGACUGGCGAUGAUGACGAGGAGGGCGACUCCGAAGACGAGAAGAGGAGUCCACUCUUCGGUAAGCACCCAAUAGGCUUGCUUAGGUACAUCGCGUCCCUUGCGAAGGUGAAAGUGAGCCAACUGGUGCAGGUCGACCUCGAUCUGUUCGACGUGCAGAAAGGCACUUUGGGCGGGUUGAAGAAUGACUUUUUGUUCGCGCCUCGUCUCGACGACCGCCUGUGCAGUUUCUCGGCUGUCAACUCAUUGAUUGAUUUUGCUAAUGACGGGCCUGUGCCUAGGGACGCCUUCAGCAUCGUUGCAUUGUUUGACGACGAAGAAGUUGGCUCUCUCUCGAGACAAGGUGCGCGUGGCGGACUUCUAGAAAGUGUCGUUCAGCGCGUGGUAGCAAACCUACACGGCGAUUCGCCUGAGUUGCUCCGUACGACUUUUGCCAAUUCUCUCAUCAUCUCGGCAGACGUCAACCAUAUGUUCAACCCAAACUUUUCAUCCGUCUAUCUGGAGCAUCACCGGCCAAAGCCCAACGUCGGUGUCACUUUGUCACUGGAUUCAAAUCUACACAUGUCUACCGACGUCGUAGGCCUGGCCGUCGCCGAGGAGCUCGCUCGUCUCAAUGGCGAUAAGCUACAAUACUUUCACAUCAAGAACAACUCACGCUCUGGCGGUACAAUUGGUCCAUUCAUCUCAUCCCAAACCGGUGCCCGUACUAUUGAUCUCGGCAUAGCGCAACUGUCAAUGCACAGUAUCCGUGCUGCUACAGGCUCCAAGGAUAUCGGACUAGCCAUAAAGUUCUUCAAGGGCUUCUUUGCCAACUGGAGAUCAGUUUACGACAAAUUUGGUGAUCUGUAG
Messenger RNA from Lachancea thermotolerans CBS 6340, 1536 nucleotides. It is a transcript of the gene APE1, whose product is annotated as metalloaminopeptidase APE1. Gene Ontology annotation, cellular component: fungal-type vacuole. Gene Ontology annotation, biological process: proteolysis. Bases 1 to 1536 code for a protein of 511 amino acids. The record is from RefSeq and is a predicted model, not a curated record. NCBI's taxonomy places the organism in Eukaryota, Fungi, Ascomycota, Saccharomycetes, Saccharomycetales, Saccharomycetaceae. The transcript has a single exon. Gene Ontology annotation, molecular function: metalloaminopeptidase activity; zinc ion binding.